GUUCCGAGCAAAAUGAAGACAAUUCUGUUGACUCUUUCCGCGGUCUUUGCCAUCGGACAAACGGCCACUAUUCUGCCAGUGGAAUCGAAAUCGACCGUUCAAGUCAAGUCCAAUGGAGGCGAAUACGCCUACACCAUUCACGAGAACAAGGCCAUACCUUUGGCGCCCAUCCCGGUGAUCCCACUGCUGGAGAACAAGUUGCUGAAGAUCGAGAAGGAUUCCAUACCGGACAAGGAUCUGAUCGGCGACAAAUUGCAGUUGCAAUUGCAAUUGCAAUCGACGGAGAAGCUCAAGACCGAAGAGGAACGAUCGGGAAUCGAUCAAAAUAAAGUGAAAUUAGAGACGAGCGGCGGACAACAUUGGGAGAAACCCUCCGAGCAACUUUACAUUCCGACUUAUCCCGGCUACAAGUUGAUUCCUAACCCCGAAGUCCAGCUGUUCGAAUAUCCUUCGUACUAUUAUUAUCCUUACUACGCUUAUCAUUAUCCUCAUGUGAGGUUCUUGUAA
Molecule: messenger RNA, 507 nt
Organism: Phyllotreta striolata
Lineage: Eukaryota; Metazoa; Arthropoda; Insecta; Coleoptera; Chrysomelidae
Source: the annotation of a GenBank genome assembly